Molecule: messenger RNA, 5407 nt
Organism: Nerophis lumbriciformis (worm pipefish)
Lineage: Eukaryota; Metazoa; Chordata; Actinopteri; Syngnathiformes; Syngnathidae
Gene: nktr
Product: natural killer cell triggering receptor
Biological process (GO): protein folding; protein peptidyl-prolyl isomerization
Cellular component (GO): mitochondrion; cytoplasm
Molecular function (GO): peptidyl-prolyl cis-trans isomerase activity; cyclosporin A binding
Source: RefSeq, a predicted model, not a curated record
UUGGAGCACGUACUGGUUGGUCACAAAAAACAUUCAUGAAGUUUGGUUCUUUUAUGAAUUUAUUAUGGGUCUACUGAAAAUGUGCUUGGUCAAAAGUAUACAUACAGCAAUGUUAAUAUUUGGUUACAUGUCCCUGGGCAAGUUUCACUGCAAUAAGGUGCUUUUGGUAGCCAUCCACAAGCUUCUGCUUGAAUUUUAGACCUCUCCUCUUGACAAAAUUGGUGCAGUUCAGCUAAAUGUGUUGUUUUUCUGACAUUGACUUGUUUCUUCAGCUUUGUCCACACAUUUAAGUCAGGACUUUGGGAAAGCCAUUCUAAAACCUUAAUUCGAGCCUGAUUUAGCCAUUCCUUUACCACUUUUAACGUGUGUUUGGGGUCAUUGUCCUGUUUGAACACCUAACUCCGCCCAAGACCCAUGAUUUUAGGUUGUCCUGAAGAAUUUGGAGGUAAUCCUCUUUUUUCAUUGUCCCAUUUACUCUCUGUAAAGCACCAGUUCCAUUGGCAGCAAAAGCACAUUAAGCAUGGUAGUGGUAUUAUUAUUCUUUGUACAAUACAAUACAAAUGUAUUCAGAUAUAAACAUUCAUUUUAGUUUUAAUGCCAUGAUUUUAAUAGUUUGGCCUGCGUGUGCACAGAUUUUCCUCCAUGCAGCCCCUGAGCUAAAAUGAGUUUGACACCCCUGCGUUAGCGCCUGUAAUAACAAUAUCACUAAUACAUGUUAAUAUUCAGGACACGACAUGUAAAUGGAGGGUUGUUGAUGCUUUUUGGAUGUAUUUUUAGAGGGCUUUAUGGGCAGAUUAGUGUACUCUCAUUAGCUGUAUUGUUAGCCACCUCAUACUUGCCGUGUUUUAUGAAUUAGAAUGCAUACAAUAAGAAGCAUAAGGAUUGUGAAUGAGAGGCAAAAUUCCCCCAAAAACGUGCAGUUGCCCUUUAAUAGAACUAAGCCUUUAUAGUUUUGUAAACGCUGGUGGGUGAGGCGAUUGUUAAGUUUGAUAGAUUACACAAAUGACUCGUUGUCCGCCCAACAUUCAAGCUGGCACACAUUUGCACGCACACAGUCCUGACAUGUCGCCCAAUGUUGGUCUGCUUCCCACAGAUGAGAAUUUCACUCUCAAACACGACCGCGCCUUCCUGUUGUCCAUGGCCAACCGUGGGAAAGACACCAACGGUUCACAGUUUUUCAUAAACUCUAGCAUCCUGCUCUUCCAAGCACCACAAAGAUGGCGCCUCAUCUCGACGGAGUCCACGUCGUCUUCGGUCUCGUCAUCUCCGGUUUUGAGGUGAUCAAAAAGAUCGAGGGGCUGAAGACUGACUCGGCGAGCCGACCGUACGCUGACGUGAGAGUGGUGGACUGUGGACAGCUGAUUACCAAGUCGGCUAAUGAUGUCCUCGAAGGCAAAAGGAUGAGAGCUUCUCAUUCUGCGGACUCCUCCCUCAAUUCCGUGGACACUUCAUCCCAAAGCUCCACCUCCGUGGAGUCUGACAGCUCGGAAAAGCCCCAAUGUCGUAAGAAUAAGAGACCUGGCAAAAGUAGGAGGCCCAAAAAGAGGAGGAGGCUGACAAAGAGGGAGAAUAAUGUUGAUGUUGAAUCUUCGAAACAAAGCUCACACAAGCCUUUAAAAGAAGAAAUGGGAGACGCCGAUGUGGAAGGAGAGAAAGACCAAGUUGGGAAGAGAGAAAAGCCCGUAGUUCGACCAGAGGAGAUCCCGCCUGUGCCUGAGAACCGCUUUCUGCUCCGACGGGAUGUUCCAGGCCAGGAGAGCAAAGCAGAGAUUGUUGAGAAACAAGAAGCUUCUCUCCCAGCGGAACAGAUGCCUGCGGUCUCCAAGUCUGGACGCAAGAUCAGAGGCAGAGGAACAAUCAGGUAUCACACUCCCACCAGGUCUAAAUCUUGGUCCGCUUCAGUGGAAGAGCGUGGCAGCAGUGAAACUCCGCCCCACUGGAAGGAGGAGAUGAUGCGGACUAAAGCCUAUCAACCUCCCAGUGUGGAGAGAUGGAGCAAAGGGGACCGAUGGGACGACCGAAGCGACUCUGCGUGGUCCAGGUCGUCUGAGCGCUCAUCCGACCGCAGCUCUGAGCGGUCCAGCCCACAGCGCCAACCUAAGAAGGAGAAGAAGAAAGGCAAACACAAAAAGAAGGCGAAAAAACAUAAACAUGGCAAGAAGAAGAGUUCCAAGAGCAAACCUCAAGAGGUUGUUACGUCAGAGGCGGAAAGGAGGCCAUCUUCAAGAAGGUCCAAAUCCAGAACCUCCCGCUCUCCAUCUCGUUCCUCUUCAAGUCAGCGUUACGCCAGACGUCAGUCCUCUGUGUCGCGAUCUUACUCCAGAUCCCGAAUAUCCAGUCGAUCCAGAUCACGGGCGAGGUCUUAUAUAAGAUCCAGAUCUUAUUCAAGAUCAAGGAGCCUGUCUCAGUCUAGAAGUCGUUCUCAGACUCGAUCUAGAUCACGUUCCUAUUCUCGAUCCAGGUCCAGAUCAAGGUCCAGACAUGGGUCCAGGUCAGUGAGUCCAAACAGGAGAAAGAGUUUAUCCAGAUCUCCAAGAAAGCGGAAAUCCAUCGAGUCCAAAGCAGACGCCACAGCAGGGAAGAUAUCAGAGGGUAAAGUCACAUCGUCAUCUCGACUCCCGACUGUACCGCCUUUAGAAAGUGUCCCUGUGAUCCCCAUGAGCGACAGUCCUCCCCCGUCUCGCUGGAAGCCAGGUCAAAAGCCCUGGAAGCCUUCCUACAUCCAUAUUCAUGAAAGCAAAGCCCAAAUAUCUUUACAGAAUAUUUCCUCCACGGAACAAACAGUUGAAGAGAAAGCCCCGAGUUCAGUUCUGGAAAAUCGUCUGACUGGUGACGCAGAAGUCGAUGGAGCACACAAACCCACACAGGACUCACCCAGCAGGUCCUCCAGAAGCAAGUCCCGCAGCCGUUCAUACAGUCGCUCUAGAAGCAGGAAUUCCAGCAAGUCCAGGUCCCAUCACAGCAGAUCUUCCACACCCAGCGAAUCAAACUUUAAACACUCACACAAGACGAGGAGCAGCAAGAAGAAAGCCACUGACAAGGAGUGGAAAAAGUAUUACAAUUCUCUGAAGAAGAUAAAGAAUAUAGACAAUUACUUUUCACUGUCCACCACUCAAGAAAGGGAAACAGGAACAGGCUGUGAGCCAAGUCCUGUUGACGUCUCCAAGGGAAUUAAUGAGCCGUGCAGUUCUCUGCAGGAACAGACAAAAAACAGCAGCUCAGGGCUGGAGGAGGACUUGAAUAACAGGUCUGGAUGGGACAGCGAUAGUGAUAAAGUCAGCCUCAGCAACACUGCUAAUCUAACCAAACAUCAGAACCAAGCAUUCAGUAGCAUAUCGGGCAAGAAGACUUCAGGCCUAACUGGGUGGAAUUCUGAUAGUGACCAAGAAACCAUAACCGCCAGGGCACUGGCUCUGUCUGAAAAAGAGGAAGGAGAAGCCAGCUCUGAAUCUGACUGUGAAACUUCCAAAAAGACCACUGAGGCCACGGCAGUUGAAGUUCCUGCAACUUCUCAUCCGUCAGACGUCUGUCCACAGGAAGCUGAACAUGAGAAGCACAAGAGCAAGAAGAAGUCCAAACGGAAGCACAAACAUAAGAGCAGAGAGACCAAGACUGCUUCCCAUCAUGCAAAGGACAAGAGCAAACGAUCCAAGAAGAAACGUCAGAAGCUCAAAGAGACUUUUCACUGGCAGCCGCCUUUAGAGUUUGGAGAGGAGGACGAUGAAGAGGAAUCAAAGCGAGAGAGACGCAGCCCGAUGACAGCUGCCAAUGAAGAAACCAAGGUGGACCUGAGGAGUGUUAAAGAGCCGCAUGUGACCUCUCUCAACAAGAACCCAAAUCGAGAAGAAAGCAGGGGGCAGCUGAGGGUGAAAGAACAGAACAAAAACUCCAAACUAUCUGAACCUCUUCAUCAGGCGUCCAACAGAAAUAGUUGUAACAAAGAGCAGCACUCUAUGGAGGACAUGGACAUUUGUACUCCUGAGCAUGAAACCGUCAUUGAAGCUUCAACUACACCUAAUUCCUUGAAUAAAACCCCUGAAAUAACCCUCAAAAACACUUCUCAUCUGCCUGCCAAAGCCAGUAAAGAAGCCCAACAUCAUCAGCUGCAAGGCCCAGAACAAUCUACCGUUACCGCGACAACAGCCCACGGACUCAAAGCUGAAGCGGAGCCGGGAAAACCUCCAGGCACCAAUGUUAGCUUCAAGUGGAGGCCUUUGAAAGGAACGUCUUCUCUGCAGAACGUCAACACAGCUUUGCUGGAAGCCAAACACAUGCUAGUGCAGCAGAGCCCCUCGUCAAACACGCAGGGAGUGAGGAUGGAGAUCAAGAGCACCAGCCGGGUGCGACCCGGUUCGCUCUUCGACGAAGUCCGCAAGACUGUGCGGCUCAACCGGAGGCCGAGGAACCAGGAGAGCUCCGGCGAGGACAGCUCCCCUUCUGUGGGAAUAACCGGGGAUGACUCCCUGAGGACGUCCAGGUCGGUCACCCGGCGAUCUCGCUCCGCUUCCAGCCAGCGCUCCCGCACAAGAGACUGGUCGCACUCCUACAGCAGGUCCAGGAGUCGAUCGCGAAGCUCCAGCUACUGCUCCAGGGAUCGCAGCAGGAGUCGAAGGAGACACGGCAGGGGACGCUCCCGCAGCAGCACAUACAGAAGUUACAGAAGUCACAGUCGGACGUACAGUAGGAGUCACUCCAGGAGUCGCUCCUAUUAUCACCGCAGCAGACGAUCCAGGUCCGAGUCCUCCGACAGCUAUUCCAGUCGUAGUCGCAGCGCGAGCAGGCGUCGAGGGCGGCGCCGGAGCAAAAGCUACAGGAGUUCGGACCGCAGAUCUCGGUCCUCACGCUCCUCCACUCGCAGUUCUUCACGUCGCAGUCACAGCAGUCGUUACAGCUGAGACUUGUCAGGUGGACUCUCUCUCUCUCUCUCUCUCUCUCUCUCUCUCUCUCUCUCUCUCUCUCUCUCUCUCUCUCUCUCUCUCUCUCUCUCUCUCUCUCUCUCUCUCUCUCUCUAUCUCUCUCUCUCUAUCUCUCUCUCUCUCUCUCUGUGUUACAGGCCAGUUACUGAAGAAAGUAUUGUAUUUGGCAUGUUAUAUGAAUGUCCUCUAUUGUGGAAGAAGUUACUGUACAUAGAUCACAAGAUGGAUGAAGGCUGCUGCAAACAUUUCAAGGACACAUUUUCUGUCACCUUGUUGCAUUUAUUAGAAUGUUCAUUAUGUAAAUAUUGUUAUUUUUUUAAUGAUGUGUGUAUUUGUUGUGGUUCACAUGACUAAACUGUAAUUUUGCAGUAUAAUGUUGCUAUUUUUGUUGUUUUUUUAUAAAUAUCUUUUUGUGUUAGGAUACUGUACAAUGAAUGUUUGAACUGUGACUAUGAAUGAUGUUCAAUAAAAACAACUUCCUCUAAGAAGAA